AUGCGAGGUGAUGAUAUAACCGAGGAAGACAACCAGGGCUCACAGAUAGGCUCUCUUUUUAAGCAGCUGGUUAAUGACAGAAAGAUGGACGAGCUAGGUCUGGAGUUCUCUUUUCACGAAUUACAAUACACGCUUGGUGGUGUGUCUCGUCCAAUCCUACAAGGAAUUUCAGGUAAGAUUAGGAAAGGCCGCAUGGUUGGGAUCAUGGGGCCAUCUGGCGCCGGAAAGUCCACUUUCAUCAAUAUCCUGACAGGAAAAACCAAGCAAACGGCCGGAUCAACAACAAUCAAUGGAGUACAACGUAAUUUCACCAAGUUUGAGCACUUGAUUGGCUUCGUUUCGCAGGAUGAUUGUGCCUUAGCGGAUCUCACCGUCCGAGAGAAUAUUCUCCACUCCGCGCGUAUACGGCUUGGAGGGAUGUUGAAUGACGACAAAAUUAGGUUGCAUGUUGACGAAAUGAUCGCAUACCUCGGCUUGUCUCACGUGAAAGAUAGGCUUACAGGUAGUGUUGAGAAUAGAGGCAUAUCUGGCGGGGAGCGCAAGCGAGUUUGCAUCGCUCAGGAGAUUAUUGCAAUGCCAAUGGCGCUUAUUCUGGACGAACCAACUUCUGGACUCGAUGCAACGGCCGCUUUGUCGAUAAUGACCCUGCUUAAAACCCUGUCUACCUUUGGCAUCACCAUCGUCUGCGCGGUUCAUCAGCCCCGCGCAGAUAUAUUUCGCCUUCUGGACGACAUCCUCCUCUUGCACUUUGGAGAAUCGAUAUACAUGGGAGAGGUGGCUCCAUUAGACGCGCAGUUCAAAGCACUCCAUUUUUCUUUCCCCAACGGAUACAACCCUGCUGACGCCAUGAUGGACGUGGUGACAAAUCAGCAAUUAUGCUCAGCAUUCCCCUGGCCCUCUCCUCAACGCAGUAAUAGUCAGGUCAUUAACUGGCCAAUAUUUUCGAAACACUCUAUGGUCGGCGAUUCUCGACGUGUAUCAGAAUUGAACAAGUCUUUUGGUCAACAAAAGGCGACUUGGUAUCGUCAAGUACUUCUAUAUACGCUUUGUGGUGCAAGGCAGCAACGUCGGCAGGUGUUCAGUUUUCUUCUGGAGAUGGCCACCGGAGCAUCCGCCGGCCUUCUAAUGGGCCUAUCAGUAUACGAACAUAAGGGACACUUGUUCCAGGGAUAUUUUCGACAGCCCUUUGAGCCGUUGUCCAGUGCAGUCAACUAUGUUGUCGUCCCCACGGUGGGCCUUCUUUGCAGCUUAUCAAUUAGUGCGUCAACCCAUUAUCAGUCGACAACAGCCGUAUCCAAAAAGACUGAAAUCGAUUAUUGA
Molecule: messenger RNA, 1320 nt
Organism: Penicillium samsonianum
Lineage: Eukaryota; Fungi; Ascomycota; Eurotiomycetes; Eurotiales; Aspergillaceae
Product: ABC transporter
Exons: 3
Coding region: 1-1320 (439 amino acids)
Molecular function (GO): ABC-type transporter activity; ATP hydrolysis activity; ATP binding
Source: RefSeq, a predicted model, not a curated record